Messenger RNA from Chara braunii, 2627 nucleotides. The record is from the annotation of a GenBank genome assembly. Lineage: Eukaryota; Viridiplantae; Streptophyta; Charophyceae; Charales; Characeae.
CUGGAUGCCUUACAAAACAAAUUUGAAAACAUGGGGUUCGUAUUGGGACCUGUCACCUAUAUGGAACAGAUAGGCCCCAAACGAGUAAUCCUAAGUGAGACUCCGAGCAUCUCUUUUCCUAUGAUGCCCCCGCCCGUCAGGGCAUUACCCCCGCCGCCGGUAGAGGCUCCUGUACGAUCAAACGGAUCGGCAACCAUUUUCGAACUAACCAAAACUUUGAUUAGUUUGAUCCAAGAAAGCAAAAAGGAGCAGUGAGAGCACAAUGCUCGGCUGGAAGCCAUGAUGAGGAACAUGUGACCUAUUGCGGUGCGUGCCCCUCCGAUGCAACAAGGACUAGCCCCUGCCCCUGCCCUCGGAGGAGCUGCAAACAAUCUGAAUGUUUGCUACGCUUGUCAUCAGCCCGAACACCCCCACCGACCCCCACAACAGCGGAUCGGAGUCGCACCUAUGGCUGCGGCCCCCAUCGCCAACAGACCUGGACGAGUCGGAGCCUUGAUGGAAGAAGUAGAGGGUGGGGGAAGUGCCCUGGCCACCACGGAAGAGGCCGCCGAGCUAAUUCCGCUAGAUCGGUACGUAUCGCUGGGAUAUCCUGGGCUAGGAAUGAUCGGAACAAUCAGACCAGCGCCAGAACCAAAAGAGGUGGCGGAGUGGCGACCGUCCUUAGGAGAAAUGGAGUCGGGAGAACCCACCUUCGUCACAGGGGAGAUCGAUGUACUAAACAUCAUCCGAGCUUUGGACCAUCGGAUUCCCCUUCCGAUCGGUCACCUACUCUCGAUCUCCGAGCAAGCCAACGAGCGAAUGUUACAGCAUUGCAAAGCGAAUCGAAAGGGAUUCGCCCUCGCCCGAGCACUGAACUGGGUUCGAUGUCCGAUGGGGAUUUGCAAUGCGCCUGCCACGUUUCAGCGAGCAAUGAACACGACGUUCCAGAAUUUCGUCAACAUGACACAGCUGACGCAAGAGAUGAUUAACUUCUGCGUGAUCGUAUACAUGGACGAUAUCCUGGUCUAUUCGGAAAACUAUCACGAGCACUCGCAACAUAUUGAAUGGACAUUGGGUGAACUAAGAGACGCUGGGUUCAAGAUUGCGCUCGAGAAGAGCGAAUUUUUCCUCUCGGAAAUUUCGUUCUUGGGCUAUGUCGUGACACGUGGAGGAUUGCGGCCGGACUCGACAAACGUUGCGGCGGUGAAGGAAGCCACGGUUCCCACGUCACUGACGCAGGUUCGAGCCUUUUUGGGACUGGCGUUGUACUACCGACGCUUCAUCAAGGGUUUUGCCGCGAUUGCACGACUGCUAACGAACCUGUUACGGAAGGACCAACCUCUCAGUUGGGAUGCGGAGUGCCAGCAGGCCUUUGCAACCCUCAAAGACGCUCUGGCAACGACCCCUAUUUUGAUUCGGUCGGACCCCUCGAAGCAGUUCAUUCUCAUCACGAACUGGCAACCGAAAGCUAUUUCCGCUAUUCUAGCACAGAAGGGGAACGAUGGUCGUGAACACGUCAUUGAGUACGCGUCUCAAACCGUACCGGACGAACGAAGAAACGACUCCGCACCUCAAGGCGAGUGCAAUGCGGUAGUUUGGGGAAUCCAACACUUCCAUCCAUAUCUCUACGGACAGAAGUUUCGCCUCGUAACGGAUUACGAGCCUCUGCUAGCGCUGAAGAAACUCACCAACUACACUGGCACGAUUGGCCGUUGGGCGGUGCGACUACAAGAAUACGACUUCGAUAUCAUCCAUCGAAAGACAGAACGGCAUGGCAACGCGGACGGGCUGACACAUCUGCACCGACCUGUCAAGCUGGCGGACGAUCUCCCUCUCGACAUCAUUUCGCAAGACAACGAGCACCCGAUUCCUCAUGUGCUUUCUCGCACGUUGACACCGUAUCUCCAGUGGUCGGCUUGUGUGGAGGGAGCCGCAGAGCGCAUCCCGCCGUCACAGCAGCAGUAUUUGGAUCCCCGGACGGUUUGUGAUCCUGCCUUCUUCAGGCAUCCAACGGCAGAGCAGCUUGCUGCCAUUCGAGAGGAAGAAGAGGAGGAAGAGAGCACUGAGAGUGACGAAGGAGAAGACGAGCGGGAAGAAAGUGGGGAAAGCGACGAAGUACUCGGGGAAGAGGACGAAACCCCCGAAGAAGGAAGCUAUAGCGAGCAUAGCGAGGGGGAGCAGAGCGAAGAAGAAGGAGAAGACGACGAAGGAGAAGAGGAGAACGAAGAAGGACCUGCGGAAUCGGAGUGGGAAGCUGUGCCGGAAGAAGCGCUGCGCACGGGCACGGAGGCUGAAGAUCCGGAGGCGGCCCGCAAAAGAGAAGAAACCGCGCCCGGGAAGAGGGAACUAGAGUUUGCGAGCGGGGCAAGCUUGCACGUCCACGACGACCCAAACCAAGAUCCGGAGCCGCCCCGAUCAGAACAUGGCGACCUCACGGCCACGACUCCGACCCCAUCAACGCGGCGACGGAGCCGAUCCCCCUCCUCCCCAACCCGUCCCCCCGUUCGCCGACGUACCGAUACAGGCGAUGGGCCUUCGUCCCCGAUUACUCUCUCGUCGUCCUCUUGACUACCUAACCCUUCGCGAGCUCACCACCCCCAUCACGUUCCCCUCCAACCCGUUUCCCCACGAUACCUUCCGCCACUUCU